AUGUCGUAUGCCGUGGAGACCAAGAAGCGCAAAUUCCAUCGGGUGCUGGAGUCAUUGACCAAGCCCUUGACUCCUGAAUCUUCACCCAAGGGAGCGCCGACGACCACUAGAGAUUCGACCUCCGCGGACUUGUCAUCCAAGAAAGCUCGAGUGAACGGCCGCGAUGAUGGUACCGAGCUUGCAUCGGUGCGGAGAACGAUUUCGAAGGUCUCUCGACCAGCGUCGCGUGAAUCGACGACUUCACGACCGAGCUUUGUCCCAUGGGAUCGCGAACGGUUUCUCGAGCGAUUAGAGACGUUUCGUCGAGUGGAUCGCUGGUCCCCGAAGCCCUCGGAUAUCAGUGAAGUGCAAUGGGCGAAGCGUGGGUGGAUAUGUACCGAUGUCUCGCGAGUCACUUGCGUCGGGGGCUGUGGCGGCUCGGUUGUUGUCAGGUUGCCUGAUGAGUUGGAUGAACUGGACGGAUAUGAUAGCGAGAAGGUACAGGAGAGAAAGCAAGUUCGCAACAAGCUGAUAGACGAGUACGUUAGUCUUAUUGUCCAGGGACACUCGGAAAGCUGCCCGUGGAGGAACAAGGGCUGCGAUGCUACAAUCCACCGUCUGCCUCUAGCUAAUCCCGACACAGCAAUAUCUGGCCUUCGAGCGCGAUACUCUCAUCUCGUCAAAAUGGCCAAUGAAUUACCAUCCUACGACAUUAUCCGCACACCCAAGUCCUUUGCUCUGGAGGAUAUUAUGAAGGCGCUACCAAGUGCGGGAAUGGAAGACCCCAAAACAGAGCCGGACGCCACUGGACCACAGACUCCUCGACCAGUAGAUAAAAACACGGAAACACCUGGGUCUGGGAUUCAGAAGGAGACGUCAAUUAAUCGCACAGCAUUUGUUCUGGCCUUCUUUGGCUGGAACAACGUCUCGGAUGGAGCAGUGGGGCUUGCAGAAUGCAAUGCCUGUUUUCGACGAUUAGGACUGUGGAUGUACAGACCCAAAGAGAACGGCGAUGAAGCCAUAUAUGAGACGCUCGAUGCGGAAACUGAACACAUGGAAUACUGUCCCUGGAUCAACAGGGUCUCUCAGAGUGGUAUAGGAAGGCAGUCUCAAAAAUCGCAGGAAUUGCGCAGUGGAUGGGAACUUUUGGCUCAAUCACUCAAGACAAAGCAUCGUCGUCGCAUUCGAUCCACCGCUUCUAUGGAUAGUCUUGCUGUCUCGGAAACCGCCUCUGUAGAUGGCUCUGCGGUGGACGAGGCAAAUUUGGAGGCUAAAAAGGAGUCGGAUCGUGAAUGGUGGGCCAAACUUCGGAGGAUGAGACAGGUGCUGAAUGUCAAGUCGCCAAAAAGGAAAUCGAUUGCGCCAUGA
Molecule: messenger RNA, 1347 nt
Organism: Aspergillus tanneri
Lineage: Eukaryota; Fungi; Ascomycota; Eurotiomycetes; Eurotiales; Aspergillaceae
Exons: 3
Coding region: 1-1347 (448 amino acids)
Cellular component (GO): nucleus
Molecular function (GO): zinc ion binding
Source: RefSeq, a predicted model, not a curated record